Spinacia oleracea (spinach) is the source of this 2655-nucleotide messenger RNA. RefSeq names its product probable LRR receptor-like serine/threonine-protein kinase At5g10290. Gene Ontology annotation, biological process: protein phosphorylation. Bases 439 to 2271 code for a protein of 610 amino acids. Gene Ontology annotation, molecular function: receptor serine/threonine kinase binding; protein kinase activity; ATP binding. The transcript has 12 exons. Lineage: Eukaryota; Viridiplantae; Streptophyta; Magnoliopsida; Caryophyllales; Amaranthaceae. The record is from RefSeq and is a predicted model, not a curated record.
AAAUAGAGAGAGGGGGGGAGUGGAAAGCACAAUAAUUACAAAGUGUUGGCCUAAUCUAAUCCGAUUUUAACACACUGAGUUUUACAGACAAUAAAAACCCCUUAAUCUAGUCUAUUUUUGCAGGAAGACAGUUGCCCAGUGAGAUUGCAGAAGCAGCAGAACAUUCUCUUUCCCACCAUCCGCACCACAAACCCCAAAUUAAUUAAGAAAUCAAACCCUCUUCUUUCUGCAUAACCGUAUCUCAUCUUCUAUUUCCUUUUGCUGUUCUGGGAAUAAAUACAUGGUAGGAAGGAGGUCUGCAGCACUGGAUUCAUCGUGUAUAUAAUUGCUUCUUUCGUGAAUAACGAUUCAUAUUCCUGUAUCACAUUGUUUGUCACAGGAAUGCGGUUCUAUUGGAUACAUGGGUAAUUGAUUUUUAGAGAAUCGUAGCUAGAACUGAUGGUGUCACUAAAGGAGCUCAGUUUUUCUUUUUUGGCCUUCCUUUGUUUGCUCCCUUGUGAUUUGGCAGAUUAUCAAGGGGAGGCGCUGUACGCAUUGAAACAGUCACUGCAUGCUUCAUCCGGUCAGCUGCUAGAUUGGAACCCCAAUAUGGUUAAUCCGUGCACUUGGUCAAAUGUUAUGUGUGACUCUAGUAGCAAUGUUGUUUCUUUGACAUUGUCUUCCAUGGGACUUUCUGGAUCGAUAUCUACUAAAGUCGGCACUCUGAAGACUCUUACAACUCUGUCCCUGCAAGGAAAUCGUAUUACUGGCAAGAUUCCUCAAGAGCUAGGAAAUUUGUCAAGUCUAACAAAUCUGAAUUUAGAAAAAAACCGUUUGACUGAUGAAAUACCAUCUUCCCUCGGUAAUCUUAAAAAUCUUAAAUAUUUGACAUUGAGCCAUAACAACCUCUCGGGAACUAUCCCUGACUCGCUGGCUUCCCUUGAUAACUUAAUUAACCUCCAGCUCAGUUCAAAUCAACUCAGCGGCCAAGUUCCUCAGCAGCUCUUUCAAAUUUCCCAAUACAAUUUCUCAGGGAAUGAAUUGAGCUGCGGUGGCGAUAUUCACCAUCCUUGUGCAGCUGAUGGCAAUGGUACAGGCUCAUCAAACAAAACAAAAGUUGGAGUUAUAGUUGGAGUAGUUGGAGGUCUUGUUGGUAUACUACUGCUUGGAGGUCUGCUGUUUUUCAUGUGCAAGAGUAGAAUUACAGGAUACAGACGUGAAGUCUAUGUUGAUGUUGCAGGUGAAGUUGAUCGUACAAUUGCAUUUGGGCAGCUGAAACGAUUUUCUUACAGGGAGCUGCAGGUAGCAACAGACAACUUCAACGAGAAAAAUGUUCUUGGUCAAGGUGGUUUUGGCAAGGUUUACAAAGGUGUGCUGGGAGACAAUACAAAGGUUGCAGUGAAACGGUUAACUGACUAUGAGAGCCCUGGAGGAGAUGCAGCUUUUCAGCGUGAAGUUGAGAUGAUAAGUGUAGCUGUACAUAGGAAUCUAUUACGCUUGAUUGGGUUCUGCACUACGCCAACAGAGAGACUUCUGGUAUAUCCGUUCAUGCAAAACCUUAGCGUGGCUUAUCGUUUGCGGGAGUUGAAACCUGGAGAGGCUGUUGUAGAAUGGCCUAGAAGAAAACAAAUAGCCUUGGGAACUGCACGUGGACUAGAGUAUCUUCAUGAACAUUGCAACCCUAAGAUCAUUCAUCGUGACGUUAAGGCUGCUAAUGUGUUGUUAGAUGAAGACUUUGAAGCAGUAGUGGGUGAUUUUGGCCUAGCAAAAUUGGUAGAUGUGAGGAAAACUAAUGUGACAACCCAGGUGCGUGGGACAAUGGGGCACAUAGCACCUGAGUACUUGUCCACUGGGAAGUCAUCAGAAAGGACCGAUGUCUUUGGUUAUGGGAUUAUGCUUCUAGAACUUGUGACAGGUCAGCGGGCCAUUGAUUUUUCACGCUUGGAAGAGGAAGAUGACGUCUUGUUGCUUGAUCAUGUUAAGAAGCUGCAAAGAGAAAAGAGAUUAGACGCAAUCGUUGAUAAGAACCUGAAUAAGGUCUAUGAUAUUCAGGAAGUGGAGAUGAUGAUCCAAGUAGCAUUGUUAUGUACUCAAUCUUCACCGGAAGAACGCCCAGCAAUGUCAGAUGUGGUGCGUAUGCUUGAAGGAGAGGGGCUUGCUGCAAGAUGGGAAGAAUGGCAGAAUGUGGAAGUCACGCGCAGGCAAGAAUAUGAAAGAUUACAGAGAAGAUUUGACUGGGGUGAUGACUCGAUUCAUAAUCUGGAUGCUAUUGAAUUAUCAGGUGGGAGAUAAGGCAAAUAAUGGAGGUAUUUCUAUUGCAGAUUUACUAAAAACCGUGUGCAAUUUGUCCUUUUCCUCCCUAAUUUAAGUAGUUUAGCUUGCUAUAGUUGUCCUGUUGAAAGAAAUUAUAUGCAGAUUCUGGAAAUGUUGCAUUGGCUUUUCCUGAUUGUCUUCUGUUGUAUGUAAAUACCUGAUAUCUGUUCUUCGUCUUAGUAAUGUGUGUGAGAAUCUCAAGGAAACCUUGACUGAUAAAAUUUGAAGCAACUGUAAGAAGGGCUCUCUUAUAUUGACAAGAUUACUAAGUAGAAAUUCUCUUAUUGAAUGUUUUCAGAUUUGUAUAAUUGUUAAUGCUUCAUUGAUGCUAUAUAUCUGAAGAUCACACAGGCAAUUUCUUUA